Dibothriocephalus latus is the source of this 576-nucleotide messenger RNA. The record is from the annotation of a GenBank genome assembly. Lineage: Eukaryota; Metazoa; Platyhelminthes; Cestoda; Diphyllobothriidea; Diphyllobothriidae.
AAAAAUAUUGCUGAGCUUGAGGAGGCCAAUUCAAACCUAAAGGAAUCCCUGGAACGUUUGGAACUGGAGAACGAGGGUAUGCGAGCUCGGAUUCUGCAAGAUCGUCUUUCGAGGCUGUAUGAGAAAAGAUCGGCCAACGCUGACACAACUAAUUGUGGUAAUGUUACAAUGGCCGUCCAGGAGGCCCUCAAGGAUCACCCAGAUCCGAUCGCCGAAAUUAAACGUUUAAAGAAGGAGCUCACGGCGGAGAAAUGGCGUGGUGAAAAGACAAUGCAGAUGUUUGCUUCUGUGAGCAGCGAGUUUCGCGAGGCAUGUGGCCUUCUAUUUGGCUACAAUCUGGUCAUGAGGCAGUCGGGCGUCUACAAGGUGCAACUGCGCUGCAACCUGCAUUCAGGCGAAUUUUUGAAGUUCACCCGCCACGGAGACUGUGUUCGGCUGACAGAAUAUCCCCCGUCGUUGUGCCACGAUGAGGAGGUACACCAACUGCUUACAUCCGACCUCUCUGCUCCUCAGCUAUUAGCGCGCCUGUUUCUCACAACGGCGGAAAAACCUGAACUAUCCACGAUGCUCAUGUGA